Mesorhabditis belari is the source of this 984-nucleotide messenger RNA. NCBI's taxonomy places the organism in Eukaryota, Metazoa, Nematoda, Chromadorea, Rhabditida, Rhabditidae. The record is from the annotation of a GenBank genome assembly.
AUGUUGCGGGCAUCGUUUCUUUCUCGGGCCGUGAUUCGGGGUCUUUCCACAGCCCAACCGGCAGUGGCAGCUCAAAGCGAAAAAGUUGAUAAAGAUUCUCUAAUGAAACUUCGCCGCAAAACAGGAUACAGUUACGUGAAUUGCAGAAAGGCUUUGCUUCAAUUUGGAACUGAUUUGAGUGCUGCGGAAAAAUGGUUACGACAAAACGCGGAAAAGGAAGGUUGGGCUAAAGCUGCCAAACUUUCAAGUCGACAAACAUCUCAAGGGCUUGUGUCAGUGAAAACAGCUGGAAAGGUAGCUGCAAUUGUCGAAUUAAGUUGUGAAACGGACUUUGUCGCUCGAGGAGAGCCUUUCAAACAAUUGUUAGCUUCGCUUGUUACAGCCACUCUUGAACACGCAAAAAGCGUGCCAGCACAGCACUCGGACAAAAUUUCUACUCAGACCCUUGAUGUCGACUCAGUGAAAACCGCUGAUGGAAAAUCCUUGAGGGAAGUCAUUGCAAUGGGUGUCGGAAAAUUGGGAGAAAACAUCUCUGCCAAGCGAAUAAAAGCCUUUUACGCACCACAAGAUUCUGAGUUUUAUAAUGGUUCACAUCCGAAAGACGGCCUCCAAGAUGUCCCAAUGGGCCGAUUUGUUUCUCUAUUGGCUAUGAACAGGAAAAAGAUAGAAGGACAAUUUCCCACCGAACGUCUAGCCGAUCAACUAUGCCAGCAUAUUAUUGGAAUGAGAAGCGAAUCAUUGGGCACUCCAGUCGAUCCAAACGAAUCCAAGAAACAAACCGAAACAGCAAAGAAUGCCGACGGUCAAGAUGAACUGAAUGAAUUCUUUCAAGGACAGACAACUCAAAUGGAUGCCGAUGAAACACGAUUACUCCGGCAGUCUUUCAUGUUAAAUCCAUCGCAAACUGUUUAUGAAUACGUCACGGGGCACAACGCAUCAAUCAAAGACUUCGUUCGUUUCGAAUUAGGAGGAGAAUCAUCUGAU